CUUCUGGGCUCUGCUGUGGGCUGAAUGCUUGGCUGAUGCUGAAAAGGAUCCUCUCUAAAGCAGAGUCUGUGACGAGCCGACAUGGUACGUCUGACCCUAGAUGUGAUUGGUAAAUCUAAAAACCACUUCAAAAAGAAAAGGGGCCUCUCCUUCCCAGAGUACCUUAAGACCCUCACCCACCUCCACCUUUCUGGAAAGAAUAUUGAAGACAUUGGUGAUAUCUCCAUGUGCAGAAACCUCACUGUCCUCUACCUUUACGAUAAUCAGAUCACACACAUUUGCAACCUUGACUUUGCCUCCAACCUCACCCAUCUGUACAUGCAGAACAACAACAUCACUAAAAUAGAUAAUCUCUUCACUCUGCAGAAGCUCUCCAAACUGUAUCUGAGUGGAAACAGGAUCACAGUGGUGGAGGGCUUAGAGAAGCUCUGUGAGCUCAGGGAGCUUCACCUUGAGAAUCAAAGGCUGGCACCAGGGGAAAAGUUGUUCCUUGACCCCAGGACUCUCCUCUCUCUGGCUGAAUCUCUUCAUGUCCUGAACAUCAACAACAACAACAUCGAUGACAUCAAAGGCCUGACAGUGCUGAAGGAGCUCAAGCAUUUUUCUGCUGCUGACAAUAAAUUCCACAGAAUGGAGGAAUUAGAGGAAGUAUUCAACCAUUGGCAUCAGCUGACUCGGAUGGAUUUGAGUGGAAAUCCUGUGUGUAAAAAAGCAAAGUACAGAGACUGCCUGAUAACUGUGUGCACAAGCCUGGAGGUUCUUAAUGGGCGGGAAAUUAAUGAGUUAACCAGACAGUUCCUUAUUAACUGGAAAGCAUCCAAAGAGGCAAAGAAGAUCAAAAACGACCAACAUAUGACAACUGGACAGUUGAUCUCUUAUCCCUUAACAAGUGACUUUAAUGUCGGCCUGGGUCCACAUCCUGCUCACAUCCACAGCCACGCUAAUGUGCAGAGGUGGAAGCCCCAGCAGUCUCUCAGGUCUGCUGUCAUCGUUCACACAGAUCUCAGUUAAAAGUCACUACACUGUAACUACUUAAUGAUUUUAUUGUUACAACCAGCUGUCCCCAAGAUCAAGUAACAAUAUUUAAGAUUAGUUGUAUUUGAUUUGUCUGCCUGUUAUUUCAAUGUCUGUCAUUUUUCCUUCUUGCAAUAACUUCCUUUUUUUUUUUUUUUUGAUUAGCACUGCUGCCGAUGUCAUUGAACAUUUGUCAUGUAGCCUAAUUGUACAGUAGGAGACACCUUUCAUGAUAGGUGAACUGUUUUAUCAUGACUUUCUUUUUCUCUGAAAUCAUAGGGCAUAGAAAUGAAAUGCUCCUAUGUGGACUUCUCGUCAUGUGGCUGUCUCAUCCUCACCUCACCCAUCACCUGCAUUCAUCUGGAUACUUAAAACAAAUCUCUUAUCGCCUCCACAGAAAUUAGCCUGAGCACAGAAGUAACCCUGCUACUGCCAACGUCACAAAAGCUGUGGAUCACUUAUUCUCUGCUGUAUUUCAAAGGACAUAAAACAAUCAGUUUACUUUGCUGCAGGCACUUAAGGGUGGAUUACAGUGGUUUAAAUGUUGACUUUUUUCACAGACUAUUUCUUUUUUUAAUUAUUUUACAAUUUAAUCCCAGUUGUAACUCAAUCUAAAUUCCUUUAAGUAAUCAAAUACACUGUAAUGUACUGUUGUACAGAAGGGAAUUUCAAAACUUAAAAAAAUAUGAAAUCGUUUUUGAACAUUUCCUCCCCUCACUUUCUCAGCUCAUUUAUUUCGAGCUACAUGUUCGAGGUCUGAGAACUCAAAUAAACUAUCCCACUCAA
This is a messenger RNA of Labrus bergylta (ballan wrasse), 1800 nucleotides long. RefSeq names its product protein phosphatase 1, regulatory subunit 42 (gene ppp1r42). Gene Ontology annotation, molecular function: protein binding. NCBI's taxonomy places the organism in Eukaryota, Metazoa, Chordata, Actinopteri, Labriformes, Labridae. The record is from RefSeq and is a predicted model, not a curated record.